AAUAGCCCAGUGUGUGGUGAGGCGAUGAUUUGUAGGCAUCCUGUUUCUCUCGGUCUGCUGCUGCUAUGUGAUAGCUGGAGUUUUAUUCCGUGUCUCAGUCGGCAGACACGCUGCCUCCCCUGCCAAGCGGUACGAAGCCAGUCUGACUGCGAGGAUGGCCAGAUGAAGUGGUGCCCUGCUAUCUGCAACUGAGUUCAACUGGGGUUGAACGGGCAUCAUGUAGGCCUGUUAGGGGAUGAAACCAAAGGGCUGAUAGAUUGCUGGCUGCAGUUACCUUGUAUAGCUCUCUUCUUGGAGGUGUUAAUAAAUGCUCAAGAUGAUUCCAAUAAUCUGCCUGGCGAUGCUGCUUCCUGAAGUGGCUCACUCGGCUCAGGGUCACUAUGCCCACAAGCUUCUGAGUGAUUUGAUGGAGAAUUAUUCCAGUGCUCUGCGGCCUGUCGACGACACGGACCUAGCCCUCAACGUCACCUUACAGAUCACCCUCUCUCAGAUUAAAGACAUGGAUGAGAGGAACCAGGUGCUGAUUGCCUACCUGUGGAUCAGGCAGACGUGGCAUGAUGCCUACCUCAGGUGGGAUAAAGAAGACUAUGACGGGCUGGAGGUGAUUCACAUCCCCAGCAGCCUUGUGUGGAGGCCCGACCUCGUCCUCUAUAACAAAGCUGACGAUGACUUCUCAGGGCCAAUGGACACCAACGUGAGGCUGCGCUAUAAUGGCGAGAUAACCUGGGAUGCUCCUGCUAUCACCAAGAGCUCCUGUGUGGUCGACGUCUCCUACUUCCCCUUCGACAGCCAGGAAUGUAACCUGACGUUUGGGUCUUGGACCUACAAUGGCAACCAGGUAGACAUCAUUAUGGGCAUGGACAGUGGUGACCUGUCUGACUUUGUGGAAAAUGUGGAGUGGGAGUGCCACGGGAUGCCGGCCACCAAGAAUGUCAUCAUGUAUGGCUGCUGCUCCGACCCGUAUCCAGACAUCACCUAUACGGUGCUCCUGCAGCGCCGCUCCUCCUUUUACAUCUUCAACCUCCUCCUCCCCUGCUUCCUCAUCUCCUUCUUGGCUCCUCUGGGUUUCUACCUGCCUGCAGACUCUGGGGAAAAGGUUUCCCUCGGAGUGACCGUUCUCCUGGCUCUCACUGUGUUCCAGCUGAUGGUGGCUGAGAGCAUGCCUCCAUCUGAGAGCGUGCCCCUGAUAGGGAAGUACUACAUUGCCACUAUGACCAUGGUCACAGCCUCCACAUCUCUCACCAUCUUCAUCAUGAACAUCCACUUCUGUGGUGCAGAGGCCAAACCAGUCCCUCACUGGGCAAAAGUUCUCAUCAUUGACUACAUGUCCAAGAUUUUCUUUGUUUACGAGGUGGGUGAGAACUGUGCCUCUGCGUCCUCUUCUUCCUCAUCUUCCAACUUCCCACAGGACGACAGCCGUCACCAGCACCUCAACUCUCACGUCCAUGCAAAUGGUAAACCAGGGGGGCACAGUAGCCGACAGGAGUGGCAGGGUCGCAAAUACCCCAGACCGCAGACCCCAAAGCCGCAGCACCACCCCAGAGUAAAAGCCCAGCACCACAUCACCAGAGAGGAGCGGAGCCACUUGUCCAGCUUUGCACCUGGAAAAUACGAAGGCUCGAAUGGGAAAAUCCCGACAGGUGAAUGCUACAAGGAAGACCAGAAGGUCCCCUGUUACCCCGACGACCAAAAGCUUCCCUGCUGCCCCGAAGACAAAAAGCUUCCACCUCAUGGCCCCACUGUUACCUUCGGCCCCUGUCUGUUCUGCAGCCAUGCUAGUGGCUUCCCCGGUGUGGACACCAAGCUGGUGCGCAAUGUUGAGUAUAUUGCCAACUGUUUCCGGGAGCAGAGGGCCACGUGCGCCAAAGGGGCGGAAUGGAAGAAGAUUGCUAAGGUGAUGGACAGAUUCUUCAUGUGGAUCUUCUUCGUCAUGGUCUUCCUCAUGAGCAUCCUCAUCAUUGGCAAGGCCCCAUGAAACUAGCUGUUUUUUUUGUUUUUUUUUAGAUAUUUGACUCAAUGAACUCUUUUUAGUCAAAUAAAAAGGGACUAUUUAUUCUUUUUUAUAAACAUGUAGGUAGAGAGAUAUAUGGAUUUUGUAGCUUUUUCUUUAUUUAAGGGAUAGUUUGGAUUUUCUCGAGGUGGGGCUGUACCUAAAAAAAAAAAAUCAUUGUCAGUUGAAGUAUACACUAUAUUUGUAAUAUAUUUCUACUGCUUUACCUUGCCAUCAGACAGCCAUUUCUGAUAGGAAACUGAAGCUGUUAUCUGUGCUCUCUUUAGUCAUAAGACUACUUUGACAAAAGCAGUAAUUUUACCCUGCAGAACACAGGAGUUACUGGUCUGUUGCUGUCUUGAUCAGUUACUUAUUGGUGACUUUGGUGUUUGUAAGGGUUAUUUUGGAAUUACCAAAGUCACACAAACUAAAGUUACUGUUUUUGUCAAUGGAGUCUGGUGCCAUAAGGCUUUAGCUCCCUGUCAGAGAGGGCUGUCUGACGGCAGGGUAAAGUGGUAAAAAUAUAGCGUACACUUAAUCUUAUAUUGAUCUUAUAGGUGGCCCCAGCAGUACAUUGGUCUGCUCCGUGGCUGCUUCUCAAAACUGGUGGAAUUGUACCUUUAAUAAUAACAUUAUAUAUUACAGUGAUUAGAAAACAAACACAUUUUACUUUGCCUUCACUGUAUAUAGCACCUUUCUAGUCUUCUGACCAGUCACUACCAGGUCACUACAUGUCACUUUCACUAAUGUGGCCUAGACUACCAGACAGGGUGCUACCUGCUACUCAUCUUAAAUGCACUCACACCAAUGGAAGAGCCAUCGGGAGCAAUUUGAGGUUCAGUAUUUUGUCCAAGGAUAUUUCAACAUGUGGACUGGAGAGGCCAGAGAUCGACCUGCUGAUAGUGGACGACCUGCUCCACCUCCUGAGCCACAGCUACCCCUAUCUUUGGCCAUGGACAUACAACACAUGCAUGUAUCCUUGAACAUAUACAGUGUUCAAACUCAUGACUUCUUACACACACUGCACAUAAUUUAGUAUCCUAUGCAUGGCAACAUUACAGCCGUCAUCUAUAAUGAAGCAAAAUAGUGGUGCAGAGAACUUAUAAUGAAAGGGGCAUUAGUAGCUAUUACGUUUGUAAAACACUCUGCAUGCACUUUGGAUACUUUGCUUCCUACAUUAUAUAAUCCUUAACAUCUCUACUGACAGCAUGUUGUAAAUGUACAACUUAUCACCAUCCCCAUCAAUCAUGGCUUUGAUAUACAAGCUCUUCAUCAUCUGACUGUUGAAUACAUGUGAGGGCAUCUUAAGUUAAAAUAUGAUGAGUGGAGACAGCACAUGUCUUAUUCACUACUGUGAAAUCAGACGCCUGGGGGCUGAGAGACACGGCGUCAGCGCAUGCUCCGCAUCCACAGAAUCAUUUCUGUGUUCAAAAUCAUCCGGUGAAUAGUUAAUGAGCAAGCUUUGUUUGUAGCGCAGCCAGAGCAGUGAGGAUGUAAGGUAAUAUGGAGCAUCAAUUAUGCAAGCUCACCCCCCUCUUCUAAAAACCCCAUACCCUGAACUUGGAAAGUCAAGUCAAUGUCUGUGUGUAUGUGUGUGUGUGCAAGGUGAAAGGAAUAGAAAAGAAUAAAGAACAAUAAAGAAGGAAUGGAAGCCUAAUAUUGUUGAUACCAGACGUGGACUGUAAACUACAUUCAUUCAAGUACUGUAAUUAAGUUUUGAGGCACUUGUACUUCACUUAAGUAUUUACAUUUUAGUUUAUAUUUCUACUUCACUUGAUUUCAGAUGGAAAUAUUGUAUUUUUUUGUACAAGACUUGUGUUGCAUUUAUAAGUAUGAUGUAUUGCUAUAGGUUUUGCUCCUUUCUCACUCCUAUACCUCUUUUAAAAUGACCUACUGCAGUAUGUAGGGAAUACAAUAAACAGAAGAGUCAGAAUUGUGCUAAAGAAAAAUGAAUUUUUAAGCAAUUAUCCCUCCCACAGUUUUCACCACAGUCCCUCCAUCACACAGUAGAGGGCGCUCAUUUCCCACAUACCAUUCAGGUAGUGGCUGCCCCAAAGAUUACUGUUUGAAGCUGCAUGUGGCAACAUGAGAGCACAAGAUCUGCACCUCAGAAUUAUUCCCACAGUUUUUAAAUUUCACUACUGAGAGGUGAAAAAAAGGUGUAUGUGUUAUUUAUUAGUCCUCCGUGUUAUUUUAUGGCAACAGACUAUGCAUCUUAUUCCCUGCAAUUCCAUAAUUAAAUCUGGAGGCUGUAAAUAAAAGUGAGUUAGUGUGUAAAAAAUGCUGGGGCAGCAGGCAGCAUGCCUGUUGAUUGUUCUGUUGAGUCUCUGCAGCGUGGGCUCUGUUGAGCAGAAAUCAGAUGGGCAGAGGAGUGAGGAGUCGCUGUUUUUUUUUUUUUAUCCUCCUCUCCAAAGUGAUUGUCAUGCUGAAACACGAUGCCUUUGAUAUAAGUGAGAAUAUCUUACAUUUUCUGUCCGAGGGAAGCCGACUGCAUUGCUUUCCAUUAGUGCUCAGUGAGCCGCAGGGGCCACAGCAGGCUGUAAUCACCAUGGGAGACCAGGAGAAGUGUGAACCAUGUAAUUUGGACAGGCAUAGCAGCCCAGGCACUGAGGGAAAGACUGCUGGGGAAAUUACCAAGUGCUUUACAAAAUUUUAUGUGCUGAAGCAUUAGUUAUCACCCUUUAGAUUUGCAAACAGAAUGGGAAAAUCACUGCGAUGAUAGGCUCGGCAGUGUAUUCACCAAUGACUAACCAGUGUUAGAACAGAACUAAGUACUUUUACUCAAUUACUGUUCUUAAGCACAAUUUUGAGGCUCUUGACAUGAUCAUUCCUAUUUAAUGCUUCUUUAUAAUUCACAAGAUAUUUGCAGAUUAAGCUUUUACAUACAAAAUAGGCUAUUCAGUCAUUUAAACUGCCCAGUAGAAUUAGCUCCAUCUCAACCAGGUACAACAAUAACAUGCUGUGGACACUUCAUCAAUCAUAGUAAUACAAUAAUAUAUUGAAUAAUAUAAGGGGACAUUUUGCAUAAUGCCAUGUAACGUAAUGUAUAUUUUACUUGUGUUACUUCACUUGGGCUAUUUUUAAAUUGCUGUAUUGCUUGUACU
This is a messenger RNA of Epinephelus fuscoguttatus (brown-marbled grouper), 5094 nucleotides long. Its product is annotated as neuronal acetylcholine receptor subunit alpha-9-II. Gene Ontology annotation, molecular function: acetylcholine-gated monoatomic cation-selective channel activity; transmembrane signaling receptor activity. The record is from RefSeq and is a predicted model, not a curated record. The transcript is spliced from 6 exons. NCBI's taxonomy places the organism in Eukaryota, Metazoa, Chordata, Actinopteri, Perciformes, Serranidae. Gene Ontology annotation, biological process: nervous system process; signal transduction; chemical synaptic transmission. The coding region runs from base 308 to 1975 and encodes 555 amino acids. Gene Ontology annotation, cellular component: postsynaptic membrane; synapse; neuron projection.